AAUGAGCGGUGGCUGUCGGGAGCGGAGCAGCAGCGUGGAGGCAGCGAGCAGCGGCCCGGGGCUCAGUCAGCCCGGAUUCAAACCCUCAACCAGCCCACACACACUGCAGCACCGCCAGCCGGCCCGAGCACCAUGCCCUGCCGGAAGGAGAACUACAUCUUUCUGGAGCAGUCGGUCACCGUGGACUCCAAAGAGGUGGACGCGCUGGUGACCAGAAUCGGCGAAGCUCUGCAGCUCCACAACAACAACAGCGGCGGCUGCGGCCAGAAGACGGUGUCGGUGUCCGUGUCCUGCCUGCACGGCCUCUCCGGCGGCGGGGCCAAGCCGGCGGCGAUGCUCGGCGGCGGCACCGCGGCUCCGGGGCAGAAGCGCGGCGGCUGCUGCAUGCGGCUCCGGAGCCGCGGGCACCGGGGGAGCAGCAGGGCGAGCCCGUACAACAUCCCCGGGUCCAACGGGGACCAGGACUGGGACCAGAUCAGACCGUGGAACAAGAAGAGGGUCGGCGCGGAGGAGGACGACCCGCACCGGCUCCUGCAGGAGUUAAUUCUAUCGGGGAACCUGAUCAAAGAGGCCGUGAGGCGGCUGCAGUUCUCCGCCGCAGACUGUGCAGAUUUCCCGCAGGUGGCGGACACCGUGCCGAGCUGAUACCGGGACGCACCGGGACUCACCGGACGCACCGAGCCCCCGGCGGCCGGACAGCCGCACGGACCCGGACUCACGGACAGUGUGACCGAGACUUUACAGGACUGGUAGCUUCGUUUAUUAAUUUCAUUAGUUUGUUACGAUGCGUCGGCUAGCAGUUAGCCUAGCUGACCUGCUAGCCCCUCGGCUGCUGAGCCGUGAUGUUUAUGUUCAAUGUGUCAGAGUGGGGCAGACCUCCAGGGGGGGGGGAGCUAGCAGGCUAACGCUAGCCCCUCGUCACUCCCGUGAUUCCUGAACAAUGGAAGUUCUUCUCAGCCCGUUGGAUGAUGGCGUCACAGGAAGUUGGAGCUUCCUCAUUGUUUUUGUUUACCACUUCAUCCCGGAACUGCCUCGUGUUUUGACUUGGCGUCUCCAUGGAGCUGUUCCCCGCUCUGACACCAGGGGGAUGGGGGGGCGGGUGGUUCGGUUUGUUUACAGUCUGAUGCUGGAAGCUGCUGUACAAAGAGAGAAGGGGACCCCCCCCCCCCUUCCUGUCUGUUCUCUCAGUUCAUUUCAUGUUGUUCAGUUUGUCCUUUAACUCAGAGCAGAUGUCUCUGAGCUGCAGCUCCAAGCGUGUCCUCAGUGUCUGAGGGGAACGUCACACACACACACACACACACACACACACACACACACACACACACACACACACACACACACACACACACACAGGGAUGAGGAAGAGGAGAAGACACCAACACCGGGCUCGGUGACGUGAAGCCAUUUGUCUGUAGUCUGUGUCUGGAGGUCGAUGGUCACAUGACUCUGGUGGUGCUUUCACAUUUUUCCAGAAUUCCAGUGAGGAGUUCUGUCUGUUUUGUAUUUGUUUCUUCUGUGUAAAGAAAAAUCACCACGACUGCUUCGUAACGAAGUUCCCGAUAAUGUUCCUGAGUAUUCAGGCCUUUUUUUGUUGUUGUCUUAAUAAACACUUUUGUUUUUCCAAA
Molecule: messenger RNA, 1625 nt
Organism: Hippoglossus stenolepis (Pacific halibut)
Lineage: Eukaryota; Metazoa; Chordata; Actinopteri; Pleuronectiformes; Pleuronectidae
Product: glycogen synthase kinase binding protein
Exons: 1
Coding region: 133-645 (170 amino acids)
Cellular component (GO): cytoplasm
Source: RefSeq, a predicted model, not a curated record